Humulus lupulus (European hop) is the source of this 1294-nucleotide messenger RNA. Its product is annotated as B3 domain-containing protein LOC_Os12g40090-like. Gene Ontology annotation, molecular function: DNA binding. The record is from RefSeq and is a predicted model, not a curated record. Bases 492 to 992 code for a protein of 166 amino acids. The transcript is spliced from 4 exons. NCBI's taxonomy places the organism in Eukaryota, Viridiplantae, Streptophyta, Magnoliopsida, Rosales, Cannabaceae.
UUUUUUUGAAUUACAAAAACAAAAAACCCUUUUGGAUCUUUUAGAUUUAUUUACCCAUUUAUCUACUGUGGUUUGGCUGCAUUUUUCUAACCUUUUUAUGCUAUCAAGUUCCUCUUGUGACCCAUGUAGAGAGUAACCAUUCCACAUUUUUAUCUGGGUCUCCUCAUUUUCUUCAAAAUACUCUUCAAUUGGUCAAGCUUAUAAGAACCCACUAGUUUUUGUAUCAGUAGUAAAAACCUCAGUCAUUCUAGACCAAAAGUUACUGGUUAGUGGUAGGAAUGUUGUCUGUGUAUACUUAUAUUCGAAGAUGCAAUGUGAUUUUCAUCUGAACUUGGUCACUUUAUCAUUGUUGGUGACAGAAUAAAGGUCAAAUGAGAAAAAGAAUGUCUAGUGUGAGUUAGGCCUUCAAAAAGCUUGAAGAUCCACUCCCUAUAAAGUUAUUCAAACUCAUGAAGGUGGAGUAAUUCAAGAGGAUUAUCAAAAAGAAGUGGAUGUAUAUGUCUACUACUCAGAAAACAAGCCAAUAUCGCUUGACUUCUAGUCAAAGAGCUAGAAUUCUUGAAAGAGUUCCCUUUGAAUCUGAGAAACCUUUCUUUAAGAUUCUUAUGCAGCCAUCACAUGUUGAUUCUAGGAGAGACCAACUUUUUGUACCACUAAACUUUGCCAUGAAAUACAUAAAGAAUCAAGGUGAUGCCGUUCUUUCGGGUCCUAAUGGCAAAUAUUGGUCAGCCGAAUUCAAAAUGAGGUCCCUAAAAGUCAAGAAUCGUGGGGCUAGAGUCUGCAAUGGUUGGCAAGAAUUUGUGAAGGGUUACAAUUUAGAAGUUGGUGAUGUCUGCAUUUUUGAGCUUCUUGAUGGAGUUCGGAUCACAUUUGAAGUUUCCAUUGUUCGAUUCGCUGAAUAUGAAUGUUGCCAGUGGUCUCAAGCUAGUAACUAUGCAAGUGGUGCAAGCAAGCCAUACAAAGAUGUGACAGUUAAGAUUGAAAUUGAGUAACUUAGUCCUUAUUGAAGUGGUUGGUAUGUCUGAGCUGAACCAGAACCUGUUGAAUCCAUGAUUAUGGACCAUGUUGAUGUGGUGCUAUGAGAUGUUAAGUGGGUUUUCUAUGAAUAUAGAACAUGUUUCAAGUUUAGCCUUAGUAUUCAGCUACAAUGGUUCUAUGUAAUGAGUGUAUAACAUGUAUAUCUAUAUAUGUGUGUGUGUGUGUAUGGUAAUGCUGCUUUUUGAAGUAAUUUUAAGUAUCUUAAUAUUACUGAGUUUUAAUUAGUUUUUAAUACAAAAUUACCAUUUUUAUUGUU